This is a messenger RNA of Schizophyllum commune H4-8, 1521 nucleotides long. RefSeq lists its product as uncharacterized. The coding region runs from base 1 to 1521 and encodes 506 amino acids. Lineage: Eukaryota; Fungi; Basidiomycota; Agaricomycetes; Agaricales; Schizophyllaceae. The record is from RefSeq and is a predicted model, not a curated record. The transcript is spliced from 6 exons.
AUGCUCAACAUUCCGGAGCUUCAUCAUCUCGUAACGUAUGCACAGAGACUCGAGCUUCGGGAACAGUGGCGCGCUCUCACUGUCGUCAACCGUCAUCUUCCGCAUCGUGUCCUGGACCAUCAGGAUGCCCGCGCAGAACAUGCCGAUGACGCGCAGCUGCUUGAGCUCGCCGAGUCGCUCCGCGCAUUGCAGGAAGGGAGUCUCGUCCUCGACGACUGCCGUGUCGAGAUCGAGUACAUGAAGGGCGCACUCGGGCGAGUUAUGCAAGAAGACGAGAAAGGAGGAGAGGGGAUCCCCGUCGCCCAGGAAGUGAAUGGAGAACUUGAAGGUGAGAUGGCGAAGACGGGGCGCAGUGAUGGAUUGCAGCACGUGAGUCGAAGGGCAUUGUUGGAGGAGGGGCCGUCGCCCAGCAUGCCUGCCGCCUCGCAGUCCAGCUUCACCCGCAAUGACAACGAUAAGUUCAUCAAGUACCUUCGUGAUCAUAAGGGAGAGGCCGGCGAUGGCGGCAACUUCAAGAAGGUGUUCUGGCACUCGAUGGUGCCAUACAUGGAGCAGUACAGGACGCGAGGGGCCCCGAAGUCUGCCACUUCUUUGAAGAACAAGUGGAACUGGCACCGCGCGCAGUACAAGGCGAUCAAGCUCAUCCAGUCGCCGUCGGGCUGGGGGGCAUACGAUGAAGAGCACGGCGCCGGCGUGAAUGCGGAUACUCAAGAUUCAUGGACCGAGUUCACGGCUCGCCACCCCGAGUGCAAGCCGUACGCGCACAAGGGGUAUCCGUGGUUCGACGAGGUGGAUGAGAUCAUUCCCACCACCGUCCCGGGCGCUCACGUCUUCACGCCUUCCCAGGGUGCGAGCUCGGGCGACGAUCAGCCCUCGCAGGACGCGGAUGCGGAUGCCGACGCCACAAUGGAGGAGGAGGAGGAGGAGGAGGAGAAGGAGCCGCCGCAGGCGAUGGGUGAGGAGGAGGACGAUGGGUUCGUGAUCAUCGAGUCUGAUCGCGAUGAGCUUUCGGGCUCGCAGGACGUCAAUACCACGACCUCGUCGUCACACAACACUGCCCCCAAGCCCUCGUCAUCGGCCGCCACGCAUGGCUCCGCCGCCACCACCGCCACCACCUCUUCGAAGCGCCGCCAGCCCGCGUCGGCCUCCUCGGCCCUCAAGCGCACGUCCCGCGUCCCCCCCAGCGUCACCGUGAUGCAGGGGAUGGUCGACCAGCUCAGCGCUUUCAACACCACCUUCCGCGACUUGUUUGGGCCGCCCCCGUCAUCUGGCCUGCCCCCCACCCCCGUUCGUCGUCGUGACUGUGCGGCACGUGUCGAGGAGGAGGAUUGGAUGACGGCCGAGGCGCAGGCCUUUUUCUCGAUGAUCCUCGAGAAGGACACUCCGGCUAUGGACACCUACAUGGGGAAGAAGGGGGAGGAGUCGCGUAAGGCAUAUGUCAAGCUCAAGCUUCAGGAGCACUCGUACUGGAGCCCACCGGAGAAGGAUGUGAUUUCCAAUAUGUUUUCUUCUGACUUCUAA